Molecule: messenger RNA, 708 nt
Organism: Hermetia illucens (black soldier fly)
Lineage: Eukaryota; Metazoa; Arthropoda; Insecta; Diptera; Stratiomyidae
Exons: 4
Coding region: 35-619 (194 amino acids)
Source: RefSeq, a predicted model, not a curated record
GGGGUUUGCUUCACAUUAAGAACGACAAGUGGACAUGGCCAAAGCUAUAAGAGACGCAGUUUUUAAGGGGCUCCUUUUGUUUUUUAUAGCCGCUUAUAUCUGUCAGGCAAAGCGUUUGUAUACUUUUGACGUAUACAGGGUAUCCUGUGACCAAGCCAAUCCUAAAUUGGUGGUCAACUUUUCAUGCUCAUCCCGAAGCUUAAAUCGAACCCUGAAGGCUCAUACUGUUCAGAUUGCCCUUGCUCCGAACAUGACCUUCAACGACAUCUAUUUUCUCAUAAAAUACAAUCAAAGAAUUAACAACGCUUAUCGACGGUCGAUAGCUGAAUAUGAGGAGAAUUUAUGCAAAUACCUAAAUGGGACCGCCAAGGCUCCUUUAACCAAGAUCCUUUGGCCAUAUCUGAGAGUAAGCAGUAAUAUGCCAGAGCGAUGCCCCUUUUCAGGUCUUAUCAAUGUAACCGACCUCGUGUUCGGCGAUGAAUACCUUCCACCCUUUCUCCCGGAAGGGCAGGCAAAGCUGGAUGUUCACAUCCGCAAUGGGAAAGAACGUGUGCCAAUUUUGAACAUUAGAUAUUUUAUUGAAGUGAAACCCAGAGGUGCUGCUAUGUUGAAUCUUUAAAUUAUUUGGUUGAUAUUAAUAAUUUUUGAAUUGCACCGGUUUUAUUGGAAUAUUCCAUUUCUGUUUCUCUGUUUUUCUGUAAUAUUCAC